CGCUGUUCUAUCUGAAUCCUCCCUGAAAGACAUGCUCGCCCAUCAUCAUGAGACCUGGAUGACACAGUGAACAAUUGUUCGGUCCGAUGGCUUCGCUGCUAUCUACUCUCGCUAGUGUCAUACAGGCUACAGCCUACUCGAGUCUAUCUUAUACUCGAUGUGUGCGCAUUUGUCAAUUGUCAGCAAUCCUGAUGACGACGCAAGCUUAGAGUUCAUUCGGGAGCGAGCGCGCAUUUUGAUAUCGAAGUUCCGUCCGAAGAAAGACUCUGUCUACUUUUCUUGGCUCAUCCUACGGCGCACGAGCAAUCCCAUGAGCGCAUACCAUGCCUGUCAGGAGUUCUGGAAAUCUAUCCAGAAGGUUCUGCCAUGAGGUAUCACGUAAACGACUCAAACUCUGUGGUCACGAUGCUGUGCAGUGGACGUUGAUAACAGACAUCCUUUUUCAAGUUGUUCUGAUCGUCGACGUCGUCGCCAGUGGGUGUCACUCGGCUCGACUGGUCAUCAAGAAAAAUUCCUCCACACAACCGGACGUAUCUUGUCAUCUUAAGACGCCUGUCAACUCGGCUGGACAGCGCGCACGUAUAAAGUUCAGGACCUCUCAAGCGCAAUCACCGACCACCCUUCGUCAAACGAUUGUCCACUAUGUCCUGGUUACCUCUGAGUCGGAUGACUCGGCAUAUUUUGUGUCUUAUACCUGUUACGCUUGCAGUCAGUGCUCUGGCAGUACA
Postia placenta MAD-698-R-SB12 is the source of this 728-nucleotide messenger RNA. RefSeq lists its product as hypothetical. The record is from RefSeq and is a predicted model, not a curated record. Lineage: Eukaryota; Fungi; Basidiomycota; Agaricomycetes; Polyporales; Adustoporiaceae. The transcript is spliced from 4 exons. Bases 158 to 370 code for a protein of 70 amino acids.